Plutella xylostella (diamondback moth) is the source of this 1618-nucleotide messenger RNA. NCBI's taxonomy places the organism in Eukaryota, Metazoa, Arthropoda, Insecta, Lepidoptera, Plutellidae. The record is from RefSeq and is a predicted model, not a curated record.
GUAGUUGUCAUGUUGUGAUGUCAUGUCAAAUUUAGUUGAAAGAAAUCAAAAUCAAAUUACUCCGUUGUUUGUUGCUCUUUAACGUAUUAAUAAACACUUUUUAAGCAUAGAAAUUACUAAAGAAGUGCUGCUAUGGUUUACAAUUCGGCGUGAAAAACUAAUAUUGAAAUAUAUUGCCCGUGAAGAAUAAGUGAUUACUGGUUAAUAUGGGCAUUUUUGGAAAUUCGUCGCCUUACGAUGAAGAUGUCGAGAAGGCGACGAGUGAGAACAACACGAGCGAGCAGUGGGGGCUGAUCAUGGAGCUGUGCGACCGCGUGUCGGCGGCGCUGGCGGGGGCGGGCGGGCGCGAGGCGGCGCGCGAGGUGCUGCGCGCGGCGCUGCGGCGGCUGGCGCACGCGGACCCGCACGUGGCGCUGCAGGCCGCCACGCUGCUGGACGCGCUGGUCUCCAACUGCCCGCGCGCCUUCCUGCUGGAGGUGGCGUCGCGCGACUUCGAGGCGGAGUUCCGGCGCGUGGUGGCGCGCGCGCAGCCCGCCGUGGGCCAGCGCCUGCGCGCGCUGCUGCGCAAGUGGGCCGAGGGCGAGUUCCGCGACGAUCCGCAGCUCGACCUCAUCCCCGCGCUGCACGCGCGCCUCGGCCGCGCCUCCCCCGCCCCCGCCGCCCCCGCGCCCGCCCCCGCCGCGCCCGCCGCCGCCGCCGCCGCGCGCGAGCAGGACGAGCUGGCGCGCGCCAUCGCGCUGUCGCUGAAGGAGUCCACGCCCGCCGCCUCGCUGUACCCGGCGGUGGACGCCCCCGCCCCCGCGCCCCCCGCCGCCCCCGCGCCCCCCGCGCCCCGCCAGGUGCGCGCGCUCUACGACUUCGAGGCGGCCGAGGACAACGAGCUCACCUUCCUCGCCGGGGAGAUCGUGACGGUGACGGAGUGGUCGGACCCCAACUGGUGGAAGGGGCACAACGCGCGCGGGGAGGGGCUGUUCCCCGCCAACUUCGUCACCAGCGACCUCAGCGAGCGCGAGCCCGAGCCCGCCAAGGGCGGCAAGAGCGUGCAGUUCGCGGGCGAGACCGACGCCGACUCCGACAGCGGGUCGGUGGGCUCGCUGGACGGCGGCGCGCUGGACGAGGCGCUGGGCUGGCUGCUGGCGGGCGACCCCGCCGCGCCCCCCGCCCCCGCGGAGCGCCGCGCCGAGCGCCGCGCCGCCCGCGCCGGCCGCCGCGUGGACCGCGCGCUGCAGCGGGCCGACACGCGCCACGCCAGGCUCACGCAGCUGAGCGCGGAGCUGGUGGACGCGCUGAACCUGUACCACGAGCUGAUGCGCGAGCCGCACAAGGGGCUGGGCGCGCCCCCGCACCCGCCCCCGCACGGGCCCCCACUGGCGCCCCCGCUGGGCCCCCCGCACGCGCCCCCGCUCGCGCCGCCGCCGCCCGGCACGUACUAUGCGCCGCCUAACCCUGGCGCCGCCCCACCCCCGCGCUAGUCCCCCCGCGCCCCGCACCCGCGCCCCGCACCCGACGUGACGUCACUAUAAACUAUUGUAAAUAAUUACUCAACGCAAGCUAUAUUCAUUGUACUAUAAGCUCAUAUUAUUAUUUAUUUUAUCAAAAAUAAACUUUAUUUCAAACA